CUUGAACCUUAGUUCGUAUCUCCUUACCGCCAUCCAGGCCACUGCGAGCCCGUCAAUCGCAGUCUUCAACGGUGCAGCUGUAAGUACUACUACUUGCAUAGGACAAUAUGCCACGAUCUCUGGGUAGCCCGCCGCUUCCUCCAUAUACCUCACGCGACGUAUCCCCCGUCCGGCGGGGCUAUCAGCCAUUUACAGCUGGUCAUAGCAAUCCGAAUUAUCCGGGACAUGAUAUCGGUCAUCAGGAGACAUCACCAUUGAUAUUGAACUCUGAUUUUCCUGCAUAUGGUUCUCAACCUGGAUCGCCACCUCCGAAGCCCCAGCCGCUCUUGCAUAAGAUCAAGACCAUCCCGAUCUGGGUCUGGAUUGUGAUUGCAGCGACUUGCAGCGCGGGGAUUGUGGCCAGCAUCCAGACUUAUCGCGUGGUGGCAUUGAACCAUCGCCUUGCAGAGUAUCCUCCCACGCGUGCCGAGUUGGACGAGUUGAAGCAAGAGUGGGGCCUCGAGCUCACCGCGCAUAAGCAAAUGCAGGAUUAUGACAAGUGGGCAGAGGAUCGCCUCGCGUUUGAACGCGAGAGGGAUGAAUGGUUGGUGGCUCGAAGGGAUUAUCGUGUCGAUCAGGAGAGCUGGGACCGACAGAGGCAGCUGUAUGAAGAAGCUACCGAGGAUUGGCGCGGGGCAAAGCAGGACUACGAACGCGUCAAGAAAGAGACGCAACAAUACAUGGAAGAAGACGCACACCGCUUCCGUCUGAGUGAAGGCAACGCGUUGGGCUUGUCCUGGACUCAUGUCGAGAGCCAUGAAUGCGUCGCCCACGGUACGCGCGAAUACACAGCACGCAUCACAUUUGAUGCGGAGAAGGCUUGUGAACUGCCAAUCGCCGUCAAUGGCGCCGUUUUCGGUACACCCCAAGAAUGCAAAAUGGAUGGGGAUUCUCUUGUAAGCCGUUGGUCCAUUGAUCGAGGUCAAGCAUCGUGUAAAACGUACUGGGGCGAUCUCGUCGAUAAGGGUUGUACUGGCCAGGGCUCUGGAAAGCAUCGCUUCGAAGCACGUCUAUGGGGUCUUCCACUGGAAUUCGAUCUACGGGGAUGGCCAUGUGCACAACCACCCCUAUCGAUAUCCGCAGGUUUAUUCUCUGGGAUGGUCGGCAUGUGGGAUGUCGAUGACAAAUCUUGCUCGUGAACCAUCCGGAAUGUUGCACUCUACGUCGGCAUUCCCUUCCCUUCAUGUGAGUUACCUCUGGGUCUAUCAUAGCGAGCCGAAGCGACACCUCUUUCAAACACCUGUAACUGACCCUUGACAGGUAUAUGCGGCUCACCUGCCUCCAGGUUGUACAAAUACUGUCUUCGCUGUUAUCUGAUCCUCGCUCGUUAUGCUGUCGUACGCCCUGAAUCGCUUUGUGUUUGUUUUCUUGCCUGCUUGCUCGUCGAUUCGUCCAUCGCUGUAACACCUGUAUGACUUGUGCAAUUCAUAAG
Molecule: messenger RNA, 1471 nt
Organism: Fomitopsis serialis
Lineage: Eukaryota; Fungi; Basidiomycota; Agaricomycetes; Polyporales; Fomitopsidaceae
Exons: 9
Coding region: 108-1178 (356 amino acids)
Source: RefSeq, a predicted model, not a curated record